Molecule: messenger RNA, 423 nt
Organism: Fomitopsis serialis
Lineage: Eukaryota; Fungi; Basidiomycota; Agaricomycetes; Polyporales; Fomitopsidaceae
Exons: 1
Coding region: 1-423 (140 amino acids)
Source: RefSeq, a predicted model, not a curated record
AUGGAUGACGUCCUCAACUUCAUUUUCACGUACGACGUUGUUUGCAUAUACAGCAUCAAUUUGCGGAACCGCUUCGGCAAGCGCUUCCCACAUCUCCUCCCCUUGCUCGACCGCAUGCAAAUGCUUCUGCCGAAGCUGCACAUGCUCGCCCACGAGGAGCGCUGCCAGAUUCUGUUCGCCCUCUGUUACUCUUGGGGAGCCGGGCUUUCGCAUGGGGAGAGCGUCGAGCAUCCGUGGGCGGAGCACAACCAGGUCGGCCUCAGCACACGCGAGAUGAGUGCAGGCCAUCGUCAUGACGCCCUAAAUGCCAUCCAUAACUUUUGGAACUGGUGCAAAAUGGAGACGGCGGGUAAGCCAUCGCUUCGUCAAGACCACACUCGACUGACAGGGAGAAAACAGGUACAUAUCUCGCACGCAAGCUGA